Molecule: messenger RNA, 504 nt
Organism: Verticillium alfalfae VaMs.102
Lineage: Eukaryota; Fungi; Ascomycota; Sordariomycetes; Glomerellales; Plectosphaerellaceae
Exons: 2
Coding region: 1-504 (167 amino acids)
Source: RefSeq, a predicted model, not a curated record
AUGGCCUCGUUUCGGAAUCUUCCCAGCUUUAUGAGCUUGAUUGAUACAGUCGACAACGUGCCACUCGACUUUGACUUUGGUAAUUUGUACAAGCUUCUACUCCCCGGCGACAGAAGACCCCACGGUUUCAUCGUCCCGGCCACUGUCUCGAGAUUGCCCUGGACGGGCGACUUCGUCGUCAACCACGAGCGCCGCUUCGUCCAGGUCAAGGAUGCGCCCUCUGACGUAGAUCCCAGCAGCUGGUGCAAUCGAGCCUUCCAGGCGGUGGUCGACGCCAUGGUGGCGGACGCCGACACCUUUAAGUCCGUCCACGGACGCCACAGCGAGUUGUUUCGCGUCAUGGGCGCAGACUACCCUGUCAGUAUCGAGAGGUUCCCGGCGCCCCUAUUCGGAAUUGGCUCUCGCGGGGCGCACAUGACAGGGUACGUGAGGACUGCCGAGGGCCUGAAGAUUUGGGUGCCGAGGCGGAGCCGGCACUUUAUUCACGUACCCUGGCAUGCUUGA